AUGGACUACCUCCACGCCGCCGUUCAAGCCGUCUACCGCGACAGCACCACAUCCGACUCUACUAUCAGUGGCGCUGGCAGUAGUGAUACCUCUGACAGACUCAGCGGGACAUUCUACAAAGAGGAUUCCUUUGAUGACGCCUACCCAGAUCCCAAGAACGUCACAGUCAACACGAGCGGCGCCAAGGGUGGUAGUGGUGGUGGUGGUGGAGAUAGUACAGGCUCUACGCCUACGAUGGCGACCCCAUACUUGUCGACCAAGACUUGGCCUGCGCUUCCCGUAGCCACUGAUUCUGGUGAUGAGGGCAGUGGCGGCGCUGGGUCUUUUCCGGAUCAGGAAUAUGUCAGACUUUUGGACGCGACACUAUUGUUCUAUGAGGCUCAGCGGUCUGGACACCUCCCUCCCGACCAGCGCGUCAAGUGGAGGAACGACUCUGCAUUACUAGACGGCAAGGAUGCAGGCAUAGAUCUCACAGGGGGGUACUAUGACGCGGGAGACUACUUAAACCACCACCUCGACCAAAUGGUCCGCUGGAGAACCGACUGGCUCAUCAAAGCCCACCCCAACAACAACACCCUCUACGUCCAAGUCGGUGUCUCCGAAGUCGAUAACAGUUACUGGGGACCCGAUACAGGUAUCCCUACCCCACGACCGAGUUUCUUUGUGAGUAAUUUGAAGCCGGGCACGGACGUGAUGGCAGAUGCGGCGGCGGCGUUUGCGAGCUGUUCGGUGUUGUAUCGGGAAAAGUUUAAGGAUAUGGAAUACGCGGGGGUUUUGCAGAGCCACGCGGAGGCGUUGUUUUCGGUCGCCGAGACGGCGUUGCCGCAGCAGACGUAUCAGACAGUGAUUCCUGCGGCCAGUUGUUGUUAUGCGUCGACGGGGUAUUUGGAUGAGUUGGCUUGGGGUGCUGCGUGGAUGUAUCGGAUGACCAAGGAUCCGGCCUAUGCGGCCAAGACGAAUCAUUAUAUUUCAGAGUGCUCGAAACUCGAACAUGGGAGCAUCCUCCUCCCCAUCACCUGGGACGACAAGACCGGACUCGUUUAUAUCCUUGACCCAAGGAACUGCAGAGGGAGUCCAAUGGCAGGCCCUCGCUGA
Linnemannia hyalina is the source of this 1095-nucleotide messenger RNA. NCBI's taxonomy places the organism in Eukaryota, Fungi, Mortierellomycota, Mortierellomycetes, Mortierellales, Mortierellaceae. The record is from the annotation of a GenBank genome assembly.